UUUAUCGUGAAAUGGAGGUUUUAUCUAACGAAAAAUAUCUCAUCGCGCGCGCAAAACAAUCCACUGACCCGUACAAAGCAAAGGCGUGGAUUAUUGCAGCAAAAACGCUUUUUCCCAAUGAUUUUGGCGUUCAGUUUGAGGCGUACGAAAUCGAAAAGAAUGCAAACAAUUUUGAGGAAGCGGCCAAAUGCCUGAGCUAUAUUGUUAUGACUUUCCACGGAGCUCAUCAAACGCCAACAAGCCUGUUGAACGAGAUAUCGCUUAUGACAAAUGCGUUGCGCAUUCCGGAAGGAUGCACCACGACAGAGCAGGAGUUCUACGUGAAGAUGUUCCAAUACAUUUCGUACGAAGUGCAGCAUCAGAUCCUGCUUCUGACGGCGGUGCAUUCUAACAAUAAUCUCGACCACUGUCGAUUGAUUCUGCUUCUGCUGAAGCGCUUCCCUCAAGCCAUUUCGACUCAUGCGCCUCGUUUGCUGGAAACGCUGGUACAAAAUGUAGCCAUGCCUAAUUUCAAGGAGAUGCUGUUCAACGAAGCGAUUCCGCUGGUGUACAAUCGCGCACCUGAGCUCCCACCAAAGCUCGUUCACCGUUUGAUGGCGGUUUGCUUUGAGUACUAUCUAAGCCAGAUGUUCUGCGACACGGAGGACAGAGCGCGAACCUCGGCGGAUUGCUGGAAAAAGAUUUUCGAAAUACUGGACUUUUGCGGCAAGAUUCUGAAGUGGGAACCGUUCAUGUUGUACAAGAAGAGCUGGAGCAAAGACGUGUACUGGCAAAAGAUUAUUCACAUCUACAAAUACGACCCGUUUCGGUCGACGGAAAGCAAGCAGAUACUGUUCUGCGCAACGAUCGUGUUCGUGUUGGCCUUGCAGGAUUACAUCGGCUACUCUAGGCUGCGCUCGAAAGAGGGUAACACCGAAACCGAGGUAAUACUAGUGGAGGCACUCAAAGAUGUGGCGCCAGACUUGAAGCGACGAGCGCACGAGGGCGUAAUCGAGAUUCCACAUAUUCUGGUAAACGCCGCGGUGAGCCCGGACGCCCCGAACUGCUUGAUAACGUGCCAAAGUUGCUGGCAAUUACUGCAUUCGAACGAGCUUCUCAAGACGGACUUUGCUCAGCUCGUCCUGCUAGUGCCGCAGCUAUCGAGCUGGGUGCAGAAAUUCCUCAUUGAUUUGUACGUGUGCGCGGGCCAGCACGAAGAAACGGCCACUCUUCUGCAGGCAUCGACCGUCGCUACAAUGUCGCCGCUGGAGAAAACCGUGCGCCAGUUUGCGCUCGCACUCGUGCAAGGACCUAUCACUGUGCAUUUGUUCGAGCAAAUGGGGACGAUUUUAAAGCACAUUUCUCAUGCUCCGACCGGUGGCUCGUAUCUGGAGAGUGUUGCCCUUGGGCAGACCACUCGAGUUCUCAUGCUGAUACCGCUCACGAGACGCGCCAUUUUGCACUAUCUCGUACAGAUGCUGAUUGCACUGCUCAAACCCAAGCUGGUGGAUGCCGAGUGCAGUAACUCGAUGCUGGGUAAUCUGCUCGUUCUGUCACAGCUCAACUGGCCCCACGAAUCGAGAACGGUCGAGAUUAUCUUCGAAAUCAUCAAGACUCGGCGACAGUUCACGUAUCUGCACUUCACGAGCUACAUCAUCAAUGGGGAGAUUAUCGAGGAGUUCAUGCAUCUGUGGACGCAUUCGCCCGACGUCAAGUUGGAGCUGGCUAUGCCGCAGCAGAGCCUUGCCACUGGUGCACGGCGCAUUGGAACACGCGGCGCAGACAAGGGUGUUAAGGAAGACUUCAAGCAGAUCAUUCGGCAGCAGGUAGCACGGAGCAAUGAUGAUAUCGACGAGCUGGUACUGCAGUUUCUUCAGCAACAACACAUCCCGUUGGUGCAGAACAUAUUCGAUAAGUAA
Anopheles nili is the source of this 1898-nucleotide messenger RNA. RefSeq names its product integrator complex subunit 10 (gene IntS10). The record is from RefSeq and is a predicted model, not a curated record. Gene Ontology annotation, cellular component: integrator complex. NCBI's taxonomy places the organism in Eukaryota, Metazoa, Arthropoda, Insecta, Diptera, Culicidae. Gene Ontology annotation, biological process: snRNA processing. The transcript is spliced from 4 exons. The coding region runs from base 12 to 1898 and encodes 628 amino acids.